Messenger RNA from Candida dubliniensis CD36, 2904 nucleotides. RefSeq lists its product as uncharacterized. Bases 1 to 2904 code for a protein of 967 amino acids. NCBI's taxonomy places the organism in Eukaryota, Fungi, Ascomycota, Pichiomycetes, Serinales, Debaryomycetaceae. The record is from RefSeq and is a predicted model, not a curated record. The transcript has a single exon.
AUGCUCGUUAAAACUUUCAGGUACACACACAAACCAAUAGACGAGAGAAAGAAAACUGAAACAAUUGAUGAACAAACUCUAGCUUUAAAUAAAUACCUUCCCCCUCAAAAAAAAAAAAAAGAAAAACAAAAAGAAAAGAAAAGAAUACUCUACCCCUUAAUCAUUAAUAACAAAAUGACAGAUAGAUUCGGAAGACAAAAAUCAACUCGCUGGGUGAAUUCUGUUCCAACUUACGGAGAUUGGGGCGAUGAUGAUUAUGAAGAUGAGUACACGUAUCAAGAAGAUAAUUCCUCACAACAACAAAGAAAAGUGACACCCCAGAGAUUUGAGUUACCCAGUGAUCAUGUUCCCCCAGUGCCGGUUAUUGACGAAAAGUAUAAAAACUUUACUGCUGAAAACAACAUAGAAAGCAAUGUGAGUCAACCUAAAGAACUUGUGUUGUCGGUUGAUGGACAAACUAAUCUUGAAAGUGAUAGCAGUGAUGAAGAAUCUGAGAUCAUUAGUCAAGGGUGUGUUAGUCCGUAUAAACAAGCAAAUAAGCAAACAUUCGGAAUUUCCCAAAACUUUGAUGAGAAGCUGACGACACCUGGUUAUCUGGUUAACACCCCUGUUAUUGUAUCAAAUAAUGGAUCCGAUUCUAAUGUGGAGAGAAACGAUAAUAAUGAAGAAGAUAAUAAAAAUUUUACUAGAGCAUUGAAAGAGAUUCAACUGAAGGAAUCACAUCAUGAGGAUUUGGAAAAAUUAGAACUUCAGCAUAGACAGAAAGAUGAGUCUGAGUCUGACAAACAAGUUUCAGAACUGUCUUCAACUAAAAAACAGCCAAACUUGAUUUUAUCAGUUGAUAAGCAUAAGAACAUUUAUUCCGAUAGCAGCGAUGAUGACGACAAUGAUGACGACAUGGGUUCGAGUCUUAAUUUUGGAGCAUCGACUCAUAGUCUUGGAAACAUCGCAAAGGCUACCACAUCUAAAAAUAACGUCACAACUUUGGAAGUGCAAUCUAAAGAGGGGCAUCAAUUUGAACCUCCAACACCAACAUAUAGCUAUUCGCAGCAAUCGUCAAACUUACCACCAGAAAGUCCUUCUAUGGAGUCUGAAAAUAGUUUCAAUUCAGAAUACUCAUUCCAAAGAGAACCUGUUAGCUUGCAAUUAGCUACUCACCAUGAAGAAAUUGAAACUAUGUCACCGAAGAAAGAUCUGUUACCGGAACCAAAUGAACAGAUUGAGGAAUUGAAUACCGCCGUGAAAUCGCCUCAACCGGAAUUAGUACUCUCGGUAGAUAAACCGGACUUUAAAGCUAGUGAUGACGAAGAUGAUGAUGAUGAUUAUAACUGGGGCUAUAACAGUCAAAGCUCUAGUAAUGAUGAAAAAGAAGCUCUUAAUGUUCCUGGAGAAAAUUCAGCGUCAGAUAUAGAUUCCUUUAUUGAUAAUUUGAAUAAAGUCUAUAGCGGGGACCCUUCUGCAGAAGUUUUACCACCGAUAGAUCAUGAUUUGUCAUUGCCAGAUUUUGAGAAUACUUCAUUCAGUAAAUAUGAGGACGACGAUGAAGAUAAUUACAGUCCUAUUAAACCGUUAGCUGUUUCUCAGCAAAAAGAAGCUCAUGAUGAUUACUUGAGUUCAUUCUCAGGAAGAACGCAAUCAAUAAGGAAACCCCCAAGACAUUCUGCAAUUUUUACUGACGAUUUCUCUGGUAUUCCCAAUGAUGAAACUGAAAAGGCAACAGAGGAAGAAAAGGAUGACUCCAUUACAGAAGAUCUGGUACCAGCUAUUGCACAAACAAAUGAAUCUGAAUUUGAACAAAAAGCAUUGGGUAAUAAUAAUACUGAGUUAGCUCCACCUGAACUACAUCCAGUAGCCUCCUCGGGAUCAUUAUCAACUGGUAAAUUAUCCUUGGAUACUGCAUCUCAGAAACAACAAGAAGCACAAGAGGAAGAAAGUAUAACAAAAGAUAUCAAAGACUCUCGGAGAAUUUCCACACUGAGUAAUGCCACUUUCAACUUAGGUGGUUGGGCCCCUAAUACUGAUAAUUUCCGUAAUCAAUUCAUAAGCGAGAACGAUAACGAGUCCGUAAACUUUAACACAGAUAGAAGUGGUUAUGACAAAUUUACAAAAGUGAGAACUGAAUCAAGUCUAGAGGAAGAGAAUGUCAAUGCUAGUUUACCUUCAAUCCCAGAGACUAUUGAUGCAGUUAUGCCAAUUAUUCAAGAAGAUGGUGGUAGUGAAGAAGAAGGAGAAGGUGAUGAUGACCAAGAGAAAGAUGAUGUUCAAGAUUAUAAUGGUGAUUCUCAGUCGGUGUUACCCACAAUUACCAUGACGUCAAAAUCUGAUUCUGUUUUGAAUGAACAUUUUUAUCCAAAGCCAUUAUUUAAAGAAGAGAGAUUGACUCCUGCUGCUUCGAAAGAAAAUUUAUUGCCACAAAAGUAUAACAGUUUGUUACCUCCUGAGAAUAGAAGAGCUUCUGAUAGUUCAGAAGUUUCUGAAAGACAAAGGUCGGAAUCAACAUCUACUGUUACCACCAACUCUACUGUACAAGUAACUCCCAAAGAGUUAGUUCCUGGUAAAUAUCCUGUUUCAGAUUGGAAGAGUAUUGUUACUAUAUCACAGCCUAUUGACAGAAUUGCAGCUUUUAAGGAUGCAUUACAUAAGGAACAACAAUAUGAUAGUAAGUUGACGAGUUGGUUACAUUAUGCAUUGAAACGACUGCCCAAUACAAGCACAAACUUACUGAUUGGUAGAGUUGCCUCUCAAGCAUAUCAAAAUGCUGAGCACAAUGAUCUUCGAAGACAUGCUUCAUUCAGAAGUAGAGUCAAUAUUGUCAAAGACAAGGUUGAAGGUACUGGAUCUUUUGGUAAGAAAUUGUUUAGCCGUAGUAAGAAGUUUAUCAAAUCGACCACAGGUGAUAAGUAG